GUUUCGAGUGGCUGUAAUAAAAGUUAUUCCUUUCAGUAGUUAAACAAUUUAUCUUCGUUUGUUUUAGUUGAUCUUAAAUGUGGUGAAAGGUUCGAAUCUUCCAAAAUGGGUUCUGAGGAUAAUGUCAAGAACUUUGAGAAGAUUGCAGUAGACCCACUGGAACCUCUUGUUCUUCGUCCACCUGUUGGGUCGGAAGUUUAUGGAUCACCUCCAUCAAGACGUACUAGUCGUAGCCGUCCUUUCAUAUUGGGUUCAUUAUUCGUCUUGUUCACAUUGUUAAUGAUUGCUAGUGUAUUUCUGCUGCUAUACAUCCUUGGUUAUAGACCGUUAACUUCACUUAAUCAUAAAGCAAACGCACACAGAUCAAUUUGUCGCAUUCGUAUUCCAUUUUUAAAAAUAGAUCCUGUAGAAUCUAUUACGACAGAUGAUAAUUUCCUCAAUGUUACACUAUCUGAAGUACCUUACUACAAUGUGAUUCGUAUUUUGCAUCUGUUCUCUGAGGGCUUGACAGUGAUUAGAACAAAUAAGCAUUGCUACAUUAGACCGUUGAGAGCUGAAUUAAGAGGAUCUGGAAUUGAAGAUUAUCUGCGUCGACUAAAUGAUGGAAAUGACUUAAAGGAUUCGGUGGAAGGUUAUCCUGUUACAGAGCCUUGGUAUAUAGAUAGAGAUCCAUAUAAUACUAUUCAUAAUUCAUUGAUUAUGUCAUGGUGUGCUGGUGUACCAGCCUUUCGUCUAGUCUCAACAAGACCUCCAAUAAGUGAAUAUAAAGGAGAUAUAAUGCCUGCUAUGCCAGAUGAAUCAAUGAAACCGGGCAAUCCAGAUCCAUUCGUAGGUGAUUAUGAUAACAGUGAUCAGGCAGAUAUUCUGCGUAUCCUUCUACCUGAUCGUGAAAAUAUUCGCCGAGUGCGUAGUGUGGACUUGACCUCAGAGAUGCCAGAUAAAUCAAGAAAAUUAACGAAAUCAGCAUGUGACAAAAUGAAGUUUUCACCUUCGGCAAUUCCUAGUUAUAAGCACUCGAGAUUCUUUUCAUGUACAUGGAAUCCAAUGAGAACUCGAUAGAUCGAGUGACUAAUACAACACUUCGGUAAUAAUCUUCAAUAUGAUGGAAGACAGGAGAAAGUGAUAAGGUCAGGAAAACUUAGAGGAACAAGCUUGAACUAGAAUAACUCUCGAUAUUUAUUUGCAAGACGUGACCUUAUGACAAGUAAAACUAGUAAACUAGAAGUCAGCAACCCAUCAAAUAACAACGAAGAUCAUCAGGAAAUCAUAUGGUUUAUUUCGGUUGUGUCGUGUGAUUUCAUGGAUUCUGUAUCUGUUUCUCGUUUUGUUUAUUACCAUUUUAGACAGUUCCAAAUGUGAAAUUGUAGAUGUUCUUCUAGAAGAUGCCACAAUCACAUCAACACGUGAUAAUCAUCCUGUGUCAGUACUACGUGAUGUAAUCAUGUCUUGUUCUUAAAUUCUAAUCAAGACAAAGAAGUCAUGCUCUAAGUUUUGGAAAUCAAUCUGCUUAUUACAUUUUGUUUUUGUUCUCUCUUCGUAUAACAUGAAUUGCUUAUCUUUUUGAUUUGGAAACUUACUCAUUUCAUGACAUUGACAUGAACACAGUUGAUUUUGAUUACUGAACUAUUGUAAUCAAUCAUGAAUUGCAUUUCUACUGGCGAUAAUAAUACUAAUAAUAAUGAUUGAUUUCUUGAAUACAUUAUUGGAUUGAUCAUUUAUUGUUUGUCGUUUAUAUUCGUAUAAUAAUAAUAAUCAUAUAUUCAUUAGUAACAUUAUUAUUGUUGUUUUUCUCGAUUAUACUACUUAUAUUGUUAUAAUAGUAGACAUACAUACCUACAUAUGAACAUUUGCAUUUCUAAUCAUUAUUAUUAUUAUUAUUAUCAUUUCUUUAAUGGUAUUUUUUAAUAAUCAUUCAUAUAUACACCUAAUCAUGGUAGUAAACAACGACGACGAUGAUGAUGAUUGUAUGUUUUAUUAAUAAAGCAUAAAUAAGAAUUCAAUUCAUAAUUGUGUAAUAAUUAACAUUCAAUAUAACAUUAUUCAUAGUAUAAUUAU
Messenger RNA from Schistosoma bovis, 2055 nucleotides. The record is from the annotation of a GenBank genome assembly. Lineage: Eukaryota; Metazoa; Platyhelminthes; Trematoda; Strigeidida; Schistosomatidae.